Messenger RNA from Saitoella complicata NRRL Y-17804, 3859 nucleotides. RefSeq names its product IkappaB kinase complex, IKAP component. The transcript has 3 exons. Gene Ontology annotation, molecular function: protein binding; tRNA binding. Gene Ontology annotation, cellular component: elongator holoenzyme complex; cytosol. Lineage: Eukaryota; Fungi; Ascomycota; Saitoellomycetes; Saitoellales; Saitoellaceae. The record is from RefSeq and is a predicted model, not a curated record. Bases 1 to 3843 code for a protein of 1280 amino acids. Gene Ontology annotation, biological process: tRNA wobble base 5-methoxycarbonylmethyl-2-thiouridinylation.
AUGAGAAGUUUGAUCCCGGUGAAGAGGUCGCGUUGUCAGGUUGAUUCUGUAACAGUCCCGGACUUACCCAUAUCCGCGGUUGCGGUUGAUCCGGUAUCGAAUGCGACUCUCGUGACGUUGGGACCUACGGAGGACGGUCCCUCGAUAGAGUUGAAGCGUGUUCGAGAUGGAUUCGCCGAGGAUGUUGUAUCUUGGGACGCGCCUUCUCCAUUACCAGAUCUCGCCACGGAUCAGGUUCUUUCGCUACGGUAUCUCUCAGACCUGGCCACCUCGUGUGUGGUAUUGCGAGGUGGUGAUAUUAUCCUCAUCCGAGACGAACCAAUGGAAGGCGAAGAUAAGAUCGAAAUCGUUGGCUCUGUGGACGCCGGUAUCCUUGCAGCAGAGUGGUCCCCAGACGAAGAGGUCCUUGCUCUUGUGACAGGCGCUUCCACCUUCUUGCUCAUGACGAAGACCUUCGAAAGUAUCGCAGAAGUCUCCCUGACCCAAGAAGAUAUCACCAACUCCUCAAAUCACGUCUCGGUCGGUUGGGGAAAGUCCGAGACACAGUUUCGCGGUAAGCGUGCCAAGGCAUCCCUACGCGACCCUACAUUGCCAGACAAGAUCGACGAAGGCGUCCUCAGCCAUAAAGACGACGGACGAACCUGGAUCAAUUGGAGAGGAGAUGGAAGCUAUGUCGCGAUCAACAGGAUUGAAGAAGGCCCAAGGCGAGCCAUCAGGGUUUACACCAGAGAGGGAUCAUUGGACAGCGUCAGUAUCGCCGUAGAUGGCAUGGAGGGAGUUUUGAGCUGGAAACCUACAGGCCAAGUCAUAGCCUCCACUCAGCGAUCUGAUACCGGGGUUGAUGUCAUAUUCUUCGAACGAAACGGUCUUCGUCAUGGAGAGUUCUCCCUCCGCAUGGCCGAGGGUGAUGAUGAUGUCGUUCAGCAACUCAAAUGGAACACUGAUUCGUCCAUUCUUGCCGUGUGUUUCUCGUCCAAAGUUCAACUCUGGACGACAAACAACUUCUACUGGUACCUGAAGCAGGAGAUUCCCUGUCUUAACGGAUACACCGCUGUUGACUGGCAUCAGGAGAAACCCACUGUGCUCUUUGUAGCUGCCUCUGGCGUUCUUGAGGUGCACGAGUUCACAUUCGCUGUCCUUGCUGGCAGUACGUCUCCUCCGUACGAUUUUGGAUCAACAGCUGUGGUCGACGGGAAGAAUCUCAAACUCACCCCCCUUCGAGUUGCGAACGUCCCGCCACCUAUGGCUUUCCGCGAGGUGGAAUUGCAAUCUACACCUACACAUGUUUCGUUUGGUUACUCUAGCACUGUCAUAGCUGUUCUGCGGAACGCAUCCGUUGAUAUCAUCGAGUGGCCGCUUACGAUAAACCAAUAUUCCCUGCCUCAAAUAAUCGGAUCAGUCGACCUCGCAUCACAUUAUGCGGACACGCAACCACGGCAGAUCGUCCUGCUUGGGGAGAGGGCGAUAGCCGUCAUUUCCGAUCAAGCAAAUCAGUCGGUAAUCAAGAUCUUUCAGAUCACGCCGAGCUUUGAAGCGGAGCAGUUAUGGGAGACUAUCACCGAUCAGCAGGUACUUCUCGCCGGCUCCUCUGAAGAUGGAACAACGCUCUAUUACGAACUUCAAGACAACGCUGUUCAUAGGAUUGAUAAUGCAGUGACUGAAGAAAGGAGCUCGGAACGUUUAGUAAAGCUUCCGGGAAGAUGCACACGCUUUGAGGCGGUGAAGACAGCUGAUCAUGCCGUCGUUUUUGCUCUGAGCGGAAACGGUAAGCUUUUUGCCAACGAUCGUCUUCUUUCAUCGUCCUGUACUUCUUUUGUCGUAACACCAACACAUCUCGUCUUCUCAACAGUACAGCAUACGCUCAAGUUUGUCCUGUUAGGACAAGCAGCAGCAGAUCUCGCUGUGCCUGCCGAUGAUGCACCGGCGUCGGAUGAACGACUGCGCAGUAUCGAGCGUGGAAGCCGAAUCGUGCAAGUCAUGCCAUCAACCGUCGCCCUCGUUCUCCAGCAUCACCGCGGUAACCUUGAGACGGUAUACCCGCGAGCUUUGGUGCUGGCGGGCGUUCGCGACAACAUUGACCGCAAGGAUUACCACUCCGCGUUCAUGGCUUGUCGAACUCAUCGCAUCGAUAUGAACAUCUUGUAUGACUACGCACCUGUUCAAUUCCUUGAGAACGUGAAGUUGUUUAUUACGCAGCUUGGCAAAAGUGAACACCUUGACCUGGUGUUGUCUGGUCUUAGCGAAGAAGACGUAACGCAAACUUUAUAUCGGUUGACUGAUGUCACUUCAGGCGCAUUGCCAGCGGAGCAAUCGAAGCCCGCAAAGGGCAAAGUCACUGCCAUUUGUGAUGCGGUUUUGGCAGUCCUUGCUGCCGACUUCGCGGACACGCACGUCAAGUCAAUGCUCACUUGCCAUUUGAGUAAGGUCAUCCCCGAUAGGGAAGCCGCUUUACUUCUUGUGAAGGACCUCAAGGACAAGAACUCCGGUCUGUUGGAUGAGGCCGUGGAGCAUAUCACUUUCCUGGCAGACGUGAACAAGCUGUACAAUGACGCUCUUGGGCUGUACGAUCUUGGUCUGACCCUACUGAUUGCUCAACAAUCGCAGAAAGAUCCCCGCGAAUACAUGCCAUUCUUACAAAGGCUUCAUGCGCUGACAGAAGUCCGACGAAAGUUUGUCAUCGAUGAUCAUCUUUCAAGAUUCGCAAAAGCUCUUGUACAUCUCAACGUGCUAGGCGAUGAUACGUUUGAUGAGGUCUCUGAUUAUGUUGUCAAACACGCACUAUACACAACGGCUUUGGACAUUGUGAAGUAUCACCGAACGAAAUACGAUGUGAUACUUCGCAAAUACGCGGAACACCUGCUUCACAUCAAGAAGCCAGAUCAGGCCGGUCUUGCUUUCGAAAUGGUACGUGACGAACGAGCCGCGAUGGACGCAUAUCGCCAGGCAGGUAUGUGGAAGGAGGCAAUGUCUCUUGCGGUCGUUCUCGGUGAACAACCCGCUGCUAUCAAGUAUCUCGCUGAGGCCAUGAUCCCCUUGUUGGUCGAAAAGCGUCGUUAUCUCGAAGCGGCUACUGUAUACGUAGAGUAUAUGCAGAAAGUUGAUGAGGCAGCGAAAAUCCUCUGCAAAGGAUACGCUUAUGCCGAAGCAAUACGGCUUGUUACCUCACACGAUCAGCUUGAUUUGCUCGAGAGUCUGAUUAAGCCUGCGAUGAUAGAAGGGUUUGUUCAGUUGUCAGAGCUGCUAGCUGACUGUAAGCGUCAACUGAAUGCUCAAUUGCCGCGUCUUCGAGAGCUGAGAAUCAAGAAGAAAGAAGAUCCUCAGGCAUUUUUUGAGGGCAUCCAGGAAGAAGACAUCCCUGAUAACAUGUCUGUUGCAGCGACGGAUGUGUCGACCAAUCUCUCCCUUUUUACACGUUACUCUACCAAAACUGGUACGACGGCCAAGACUGGGAAGACUGGCAAUACGACAGCGUCAACGCGUGCGAAACACAAGCGCCGUGAAGAACGGAAACGUGCCCGCGGUAAGAAGGGUAGUGUAUACGAGGAGGAGUACCUUCUGAAUUCAAUCCGUCGGUUGAUUGAUCGCGUGAACGAUGCACGCAAUGAUGCCACGUCCCUCGUUGUAGGGCUCGCACGUUUCAAUCUUAGGGAGCAGGCCGGUGAGGUGCAGCGCCUUAUAGUCGCGCUUAUUGAGGAGCUCCGCGACUGCCUGGACGAAGUAUUCUCGGAGCCGCUGCUCGUUGUUUCCUCUGACCCCGAGAAAGAUCAGCUUGAGCUGGCAGAUAUUACCGCACCUGUUGUGGCAGCAUUUCAGCAACUUUCUGUCUUGCAACUGGGUGUUUAGAAUUUUGCAUUAGGAG